Scutellospora calospora is the source of this 129-nucleotide messenger RNA. NCBI's taxonomy places the organism in Eukaryota, Fungi, Glomeromycota, Glomeromycetes, Diversisporales, Gigasporaceae. The record is from the annotation of a GenBank genome assembly.
AUGUCUAAUACACCUCAAGAAAAGACUUCUGCUACUCUACCACCACCAGAACAAAUCUCACUUGAAGCUACUUUGUCACCAACAGAACAAACUUCAACAAAUUCAAAUAAAAAUGAUGAGAAAAAAAAC